Molecule: messenger RNA, 2556 nt
Organism: Ruditapes philippinarum (Manila clam)
Lineage: Eukaryota; Metazoa; Mollusca; Bivalvia; Venerida; Veneridae
Product: monocarboxylate transporter 13-like
Exons: 9
Coding region: 294-1799 (501 amino acids)
Biological process (GO): transmembrane transport; monocarboxylic acid transport
Molecular function (GO): monocarboxylic acid transmembrane transporter activity
Source: RefSeq, a predicted model, not a curated record
UUCAGUAUUCACAAUUUCACAUGUAUUACAACAUUUUAAAGCUGUAUAAAUACAUAUAAUACAGUUUAAUAUUAACGCUUUUAAAUUAUUGUACUAAUACAGUAUUUCGCUAGAUAUUGAUUAGAUGAAAUGUUGAUUAGUAUACGGACUAUAUCAUUUUGUGCGGAACAUAAAGGACUAUUGAGGAAUUUAAUGUAUAUAUUUUCCACCCACUGUGUCAGUCGGCUUAAACCGGAAUAGAGUCAUAACUCAAGGAAUAAAGUGCGACUACGACAUUAAAUAAAAGGAAAGUCAUGAAGAAAAUGCGUGGAAAACGCUGUGAAAUAGAACAAGAUGGGGCACGUGGUUGGCUUGUUGUUUUUGCUGCGUUCAUGACACAUCUUAUAACCCAUGGCAUUGUGUAUUCGUACGGUAUAUUAUUUUUGGCAUUUGAGGAUGUGUUUGGAACAAAUAAAGCAGAGAUUGCAUGGAUUGCGUCAAUUACUACAGGGUCAUUGUAUUUAUCAGGUCCGUUGGCAAGCAUUUUCCUUCGUCGUCAUGGUAGCCGACUGGUUGCUAUGACGGGGGCUGUUGUGUCGUCUGUCGGAUGCUUUGUUACGUUGUUUACACCAAACUUGUAUUUUAUGUAUGUUUCACUCGGAUUCCUGACAGGUCUUGGCUAUGGAUUGAUAUUUAUCCCAGCUGUUGUUGAGGUGACACUGUAUUUUAAGAAAUAUAGAGCUCUUGCUUGCGGUAUUGCUGUUGCUGGGGCUGGUGGAGGCGCAUUUGUCUUCAGUCCUUUGAUAGAAAUGCUUCUGGACAUGUAUGCUUGGCGAGGGACGCUUCUCAUUUGUUCCGCGCUGCUACUAAACUGUGUACCAUGUGCCUUGAUAUUCAGAAAUAAAUUCACUACAGACGAAACUCCAAGAAAUUCUAAUUAUGAAAAGGUGCAAUUCAACGAUAUUUCAGAUAAGGAAAAUGACUACUCUCAAAAGAAUAACUGUGAUACGCAGUCUGCUGGUGCAAUAUCAGAAUGUUAUAAAGAAAAAGAGAUAAUAAUAGAAAAGGAACGCCAGAGAAUGGAAAUUGUUAUAGAGAAAUAUGAUACUUUCAACACAGUUAUUCACGCUAAUAAAGAAGAAGAACCUGAAGUUAAUGAAAAAAUGCUGAAAGACGGGGAUAAUGUUGAAGAUAAUGCAAGUACAAAAGUAGGAAGACAUCGCUGUUUAUCUUUAUCGAAUUUGACAUUAUUUAAGAUAUUACGACAAAGGGAGAUGAUUCUUUUCUACAUCGCACAAAUUAUGUUUUUCAUUGGAUUUUAUUUCCCUAUUAUAGGAUUACCUGGCAUGGCCAUUCAAUACGGUAUCGACGAGUCAAAAGCGGUUUGGAUUAUAUCGACCAUUGGGAUAUCAACGGUGUGUGGACGUGUUGUUCUUGGAUACAUGGCCGAUAAAUCUUUCAUGAACAGCCUAUUCCUGUACAAAGUCGCUCUCCUCACUUCCGGUAUUAGUACAGCGUUUGUGCCUUUGUUGUCUAAUUUUGCUGCUUUGAUAAUCUAUGCCAUCAUUUUCGGAUUAUCUACAGCGGUGAUGCUGUCCCAGACAACAGUUGUCCUUGUAGAAAUCGUUGGAAUAGAAAGAAUGGCCGAUGCAAUGGGUCUUAACAAUAUGUUUUGUGGAAUAGGCGCUUUGAUAGGUCCUCCAGCUCUAGGUGUUCUUUACGACCAAACCGGAAGUUACACGCCUCCAUUUGUCGUGUCUGGAAUAGGAAUAGCUUUUGGUGGUGUUCUGCUAUUUCUUAUGCCAUGUUGUCCAAAGUAGCGACACAUUAUAUUUUUAUAUUGCUUUAAUGAUUAUUUGCUUGAGGUAUCGAUGAUUUUAGAUAUUGGCACACCAAAUCAAAUUUCAAUGACAAAUUCUCUUAAGCCUAAAAUAUUUCGUUGAUUAUGCAAUUGAGGCAAAGUGUUUUUAAGAAACUUAUUCUUGUUUUGUUAAAAUAUUUCUACAACUGUCGCAAAGAACGGGAAUAUGAUAAUGUGUUUUGUGUUUAUUUUUUGAUCCGCCGGCUUGUAACUGAAUUUUUGUAUGCGGGCUUAUGUUGACAUGAUUUUCAUCUAUUUCGCGAUUUAAACGUGCAGUGCAUCCCUCACGCCCGCUAGCACCGGUUUGAGCGGUACUCAAUUCUCAAAACUUAAUAAUGCUGGCAUCAAUGAUCCAGAAAGACCAGAAAAAUAUAACAACUCAAAUAAAUAAAAGUUUAAAGAAUGAAUAAGAGUUGUAUUAAUUCCAGCGUAGUGAAGAUUGCUACGACAAUAAUUUACGUAAAUCAUACUUUACUUAUUAGCAACUAUCAUUAAAAUAAAUAAAUGUUCAGUUAUAUUCUGUUAUUCUCAUUGUAUAAGCCUACACACUAUAUUGAUCUCAGCUUUUAUAUGACAUAUCAGUCGCAUUCACUUUAAAUUAUAUUAAUAAUAAAUUAGAUAUAACACCUUUAUUAUUAUAAUGAUCUUGUUUUUGUAUGUAUUUUGUGGUUCUUUGUUUUUGUUUGAAUUGUUUGUGACUUUUUUUUAUUUUUGCA